This is a messenger RNA of Saccharomyces kudriavzevii IFO 1802, 1005 nucleotides long. It is a transcript of the gene KAR4, whose product is annotated as Kar4p. Bases 1 to 1005 code for a protein of 334 amino acids. Lineage: Eukaryota; Fungi; Ascomycota; Saccharomycetes; Saccharomycetales; Saccharomycetaceae. The transcript has a single exon. The record is from RefSeq and is a predicted model, not a curated record. Gene Ontology annotation, molecular function: mRNA binding. Gene Ontology annotation, cellular component: RNA N6-methyladenosine methyltransferase complex; nucleus.
AUGGCAUCCCAAGAUUUAUGCUAUGAUCAGGAUAGAAUCAUACACAACAAUAAUCACUUACAAGAACCAAAUCAGGAAAUUACGGAAAUGAAAUCCAAACACGUAUCAUUCAAACCAUCGAGAGACUUCCAUACAAACGACUAUUCAAAUAAUUAUGUCCACAGAAAUUCAUUACCGCAACAGCACGUUACGAAUAUUGAGAAUAGAGUUGAUGGCUAUCCGAAAUUACAGAAACUAUUCCAGGCAAAAGCCAAACAAAUCAAUCAAUUUGCCACUACACCAUUUGGAUGUAAGGUCGCAAUAGACUCCAUUGUACCAACAUUAAACCACUGGAUACAGAAUGAAAAUUUGACAUUUGAUGUAGUGAUGAUUGGUUGCUUAACAGAAAAUCAGUUUAUUUAUCCGAUUUUGACCCAAUUGCCGUUGGAUAAAUUGAUCUCGAAACCAGGUUUCCUCUUCAUCUGGGCCAAUUCUCAGAAAAUCAAUGAACUUACUAAGCUCUUGAAUAACGAAAUAUGGGCUAAGAAGUUUAGGAGAAGUGAAGAGUUGGUCUUUGUCCCUAUAGACAAGAAAUCGCCAUUUUAUCCAGGUUUAGAUCAAGACGAUGAAACGUUGAUGGAAAAAAUGCAAUGGCAUUGCUGGAUGUGUAUCACGGGAACAGUAAGACGGUCAACGGAUGGACAUUUAAUUCACUGCAAUGUGGAUACCGAUCUGAGUAUCGAAACGAAGGACACCACCAAUGGCGCCGUGCCAUCACACCUGUAUCGUAUUGCAGAGAAUUUCUCCACCGCCACUAGACGUCUGCAUAUCAUCCCUGCAAGAACCGGAUACGAAACUCCUGUAAGGGUAAGGCCAGGUUGGGUCAUAGUGAGUCCAGACGUGAUGCUGGAUAAUUUCUCACCCAAGAGAUAUAAAGAAGAAAUCGCUAAUCUAGGCUCCAACAUUCCCUUGAAAAAUGAAAUCGAGUUGUUAAGACCAAGAAGUCCAGUGCAAAAAGCACAAUAA